AGCGUCCAGGAAAAAGCAAGCAGCGGGGAGGGGGCGGGGCCGGAAGCUCCUCCGUACGAGGCGAAGAGCUAGGCAGGGCCCGAAGGGGCUUGAUAAAGUGGAGCUGGAAGAAGCUGUGGUGCGGCGCCAGGCCGCGGUACGGACCCUGGGCCAGCAAGCCCGGGUGUGGUCGGUGCGGAUCCUGCUCAAUCUGCUGGUGAUUGCACUCCUGGGAGCAGCCUUCUAUGGAGUCUACUGGGCUACAGGGGCCUCUGUGCGGCUGCAGGAGGUGCCCCCUGUCCAGCAGAUGCCACUGCUAAAGCUCGGGGUGGAUUUCCUUCCGUCCAUCUUCAUCUCUGGGGUCAACUUCUUGCUGCCACCUGUGUUCAAGCUCAUUGCCCCACUGGAGGGCUACACCAGGAGCCGCCAGAUUGUUUUUGUCCUGCUCAGGACCGUGUUUCUCCGCCUGGCCUCCUUGCUCGUCCUGCUCUUCUCUCUCUGGAAUCAGAUCACUUGUGAGGGCAAGGCUGAGGCUGAGGAGUGCAAAACCUGUGGCUACAAUUACAAGGAACUACCGUGCUGGGAGACUCGGCUGGGGCAGGAGAUGUACAAACUCCUGCUCUUUGACCUGCUGACUGGCGUGGCGAUCAUGCUGCUCAUCCAGUUUCCUCGGAAACUGAUCUGUGGCCUCUGUCCCGGGGCGCUGGGUCGUGUGGUGGGAACCCAGGAGUUCCAGGUGCCUGACGAGGUGCUCGGGCUCAUCUACGCACAGACGGUGGUCUGGGUAGGGAGUUUUUUCUGCCCUUUACUACCUCUGCUCAACACGGCCAAGUUCCUGCUACUUUUCUAUUUGAAGAAGUUCACCCUUUUCUCCACCUGCUCCCCAGCUUCCCGCACUUUUCGGGCUUCCACAGCGAAUUUCUUUUUCCCCAUGGUCCUUCUCCUGGGUCUGGCCGUCUCCGCUGUUCCCGUGCUUUACAGCAUCUUCCUGAUCCCACCUUCUAAGCUGUGUGGUCCAUUCCAAGGGCAUUCGUCCAUCUGGGCCCAGAUCCCUGAGUCUAUUUCCAGCCUCCCUCAGACCGUACAGAACUUUCUAUUUUUCCUGGGGACCCAAGCUUUUGCUGUGCCUCUUCUGUUAAUCUCCAGCAUCCUGAUGGCAUAUACCGUGGCCUUGGCUAACUCCUAUGGACGUCUCAUCUCUGAGCUCAAACGCCAGAUAGAGACCGAGGCGCGGAAUAAGGUCUUCCUGGCGCAGCGCGCUGUGGCCCUGAGCUCGGCCAGCGGGGCUCCUUGACCUCCCUUGGUCAGGACGACGUCCCACUUUCAGUCCGGACCUGCCCCCGGACCCUUUGUAAGCCUCCGGCGCGUCAUCUCUAAAAGGGGAGAACUUGAGAAGACCCCAAGCCCUUACAGCCCUGGGAUUCGGAGAGUCCCAGGGCCCUGAAGUCCCCCAACCCUGCCAAGUCCCUUACUCUCCAGUUAACCUCGUGUAUCAAUAAACUCAGCUGAGGCUACA
Molecule: messenger RNA, 1495 nt
Organism: Leptonychotes weddellii (Weddell seal)
Lineage: Eukaryota; Metazoa; Chordata; Mammalia; Carnivora; Phocidae
Source: RefSeq, a predicted model, not a curated record